AUGGCAUUAAUAACAGCAGCGGCGGCGACAGCAACAUGGAUGUACCUCGAUGCGAAAUACUCCAUCCGCAGCGACAUUGCUCAAAUCCGCGGAGGGUAUAGCGUCCAGAAAUACGUCCAAAAACUAUUCAAGAUCCAUGGCGAGCAUGAUUGGUCGUUCUACCACGUCCUCCACGCCACAUACGGCCUGAAUGACGAUACCGAAGCCCUGGUAUUCGAGUCGCGGAGCUGGACAUAUGGCCAGCUCCGAGGGGAGAUAGGACGACUGUCAGAGACCUUUCAGCGCAUGGGAAUCAAGAAUCGAACUGUCGUCGCCAUGUUUGUCAAUAACUCCCCAGAAUUCAUGUUUGCCUGGUGGGCGCUGUAUAAGCUCGGAGCCAUCCCGGCGCCGAUAAAUACGGCGAUUACGGGGGAGCAUAUCAGACAUUGUUUGAGGAUCAGUGAGGCGGAGUUCUUGAUUUCGACUUAUGAACUUUAUGGCAUUGUGGCGGGGACGUUGUUUUCAGACGACGGAGAAGGGGCGCGCUCGGAGUCCGAAAACUCGAUUCAUCCUGAAGUCCCGCUUCUCAAAGGAAUGGUUCUUUACGACUGUGAUACGUACUCAGCCACGGAGUGUGAGCUUUUGGCAGAAAGUGUAGUCCUUAUCAGACACAGCGAUCUUCCACCAGUAACUCCGGAGAUGGGUGAUUUCCCCAAGGCAUCCAGACCACACGUUGCUCUCGGUGAUACCGGUCAAUAUCUCUUCACGUCGGGCACUACCGGUCUACCAAAAGCGACAACCUGGCCUUCGGGAUAUAGUAUUGUGGGAACUUGCCCUGGCCGCCAUCCAGGCAUGAACGACAAAUAUCGCCGCUUCUAUAUCUGUUUACCCAUGUUCCACGGGACAGCAACGUUCGCAGCUCUACCAAACACCUUCUCCUCAUCCGGCACCAUCAUCCUCGCUCGCCGCUUUUCCCGCCGCCAAUUCUGGGACGACUGCCGCCGAUCCAACGCCAACGCCGUGCUCUACAUCGGCGAGAUGCUGCGCUACCUCGUCCAAGCCCCACCAGAUACCCAGUUCCCCGACGAGAAGAAAAUGCACAACGUCGACCUCGCAUUCGGUCUCGGAUUGGCACCAACGGUCUGGCGGCAGUUUCGCGAACGAUUCGGCGUACCGUGGAUCGUGGAGUACUACUCUGCCAGCGAAUCGACGGUGUCGUUGGUGAAUAGCAAUUUCAACGAUUAUGGGCUGGGGAAGGUGGCGCACUGGGGUCCGCUUAUGCGGAGUAAGUGGUUUGGCCAGAAUAGCUUUUUUAUUGUGAGGACAGAUAUCGAUACGGGUGAGGUGGUCAGAUCUCCGGAGACGGGGUUUUGCAUAAGGGCUGAAAUUGGGGAGAUUGGGGAGUCGAUUGUUAGGAUUGCGCCGCCGGUGCAGAGGAGGCAUGAUUAUGUUGGGGAAGGGGGGGUGGAGGCGACGAAGAAGAAGGUGUUGAAUGAUGUCUUUGAGAAAGGCGACGAGUUCUUUAGAUUGGGAGAUGCGCUCAUGAUAGACAAUGAUGGAUUCAUAUCCUUCCACGACCGUCUGGGCGACACCUACAGAUCAAAGGGCCACAACGUAUCUACCACCGAAGUCGAAGGUUCAUUCAGCAAGCAUCCCAGUGUUGCCUCGGUCAACGUCUACGGUAUCCCAAUGAACCACCACGGGUACGAUGGCCAACUAGGCUGUGCCGCUGUCACAUUCCGCAGCGACUCAUCGGGUGGUGAGCAAGAAAUCGUCCGGGAAUUGGAAAAGUGGCUCUUGACCUCGCAGGGCGCAUUGCCGGCCUACACUGUGCCAAGGUUUCUGCGAGUUCUCGUGGACACCGAAGGGACUAGUCAGGUUGGGAUGGGCGGUGGUGAUACGGGGCAGGAACGAGUGUCGUUGAUAAUGAAGAAAUUGAAGACGGGGCUCCGGAAAGAAGGCUUUUCAAUUCCGACAGGUUGUAAAGACAGGUUAUAUUGGAUUGAGAGAGAAGGGGCGGGGUUUGUGCCUUUCACAAAGGAGGCGGAGCAGUUGCUACUAUCGGGGAAGGCUCGUCUUUAG
Messenger RNA from Pseudogymnoascus verrucosus, 2061 nucleotides. Its product is annotated as putative NRPS-like protein biosynthetic cluster. The transcript is spliced from 4 exons. The coding region runs from base 1 to 2061 and encodes 686 amino acids. NCBI's taxonomy places the organism in Eukaryota, Fungi, Ascomycota, Leotiomycetes, Thelebolales, Thelebolaceae. The record is from RefSeq and is a predicted model, not a curated record. Gene Ontology annotation, molecular function: long-chain fatty acid transmembrane transporter activity; long-chain fatty acid-CoA ligase activity.